Messenger RNA from Ipomoea nil (Japanese morning glory), 1591 nucleotides. RefSeq names its product probable galacturonosyltransferase-like 9. Gene Ontology annotation, cellular component: Golgi apparatus. Gene Ontology annotation, molecular function: glycosyltransferase activity. The record is from RefSeq and is a predicted model, not a curated record. Lineage: Eukaryota; Viridiplantae; Streptophyta; Magnoliopsida; Solanales; Convolvulaceae. The transcript has a single exon. Bases 231 to 1361 code for a protein of 376 amino acids.
UUAAUACCGAAUUUAACAUUUUUAUUUAAACAGCUGUAGUAUAUAUAUAUACGAGGCGUUGAAUUGACCAUUCUGUGGCCUUUCCUUCUCUGUAACACUUCAUCUCCUCUCUCUCUCCUGUCUUCUCCCACAAAAUGCCAUGUCUAUAGAUCCAUACAUAGAUAUAGAGAGAGAACGAAAGGAGAGAAAUUCAAGGAUUCCUGCGGAAACCCAAGACCCAGCAUUCAAGAAUGAGGAGUUCUGGGUUUCACUCAAUCAGAGCCGUUUUCUUGAUCUUGAUCGCGGCGUUAGUGCCGUUGGAUUGCAUCGGGAUUCGGAGCGUCCCGGAGAGAAACGGGUUCGGGUUUUCCGAGGCGCCGGAGUACCGGAACGGCGCGGAGUGUCCGGUGAGGCGGGGGGAGGGGGAAACGGCGUCGUGUUGUGACCCGUUUCUGGUCCACAUUGCGAUGACGCUGGACUCGGAGUACCUCCGCGGGUCGAUGGCGGCGGUGCACUCCGUCCUCCGCCACGCGUCGUGCCCGGAGCAGGUGUUCCUCCACUUCGUCGCCGCCGAGUUCGACGCCGUGACGCCGCGCGUCCUCACGCGCCACGUCCGAUCCGUUUUCCCGUCGCUCAACUUCAAGGUCUACAUUUUCCGGGAAGACAGGGUCCUAAACCUAAUUUCCUCUUCGAUCCGCAGAGCCCUCGAGAAUCCGUUAAACUACGCCCGGAACUAUCUUGGAGACAUGCUCGACGCGUGCGUGACACGCGUCAUCUACCUCGACUCCGACGUCGUCCUCGUCGACGACAUCCUCAAGCUCUGGAACGUCCCCCUCGCCGAUUCCCGCGUCGUCGGAGCGCCGGAGUAUUGCCACGCCAAUUUCACCAAAUAUUUCACCGAUUCCUUCUGGUCCGACCCGGUUCUCCCGCGGGCUUUCGGGUCCAGAACCCGCACCCCCUGCUACUUCAACACCGGCGUCAUGGUCAUGGAUCUCCGGCGGUGGCGCGCCGGAAAUUACAGACGGAAACUGGAGAAAUGGAUGGAGCUUCAGAGGAAGAGAAGGAUUUACGAGCUGGGAUCGCUGCCGCCAUUUUUGCUGGUGUUUGGUGGGCUUAUCGAGCCCAUUAAUCACCGAUGGAACCAACAUGGGCUGGGCGGGGACAACGAAUUGGGCUCUUGUCGGGCCCUGCAUCCCGGCCCAGUAAGCCUGCUACAUUGGAGUGGGAAAGGGAAGCCAUGGGUGAGGCUUGAUGAGAAGAAACCCUGUCCGUUGGAUCAUCUCUGGGAGCCCUAUGAUCUGUACAAUCAAAGGAAGCCAAAGUUCCAACAUGCAUUAAGGGAUAGUACCAGCAAGUUAGAGUUGUCCAAUUAUUUCAUUUGAAUCGGAUCUUUUUGACAUUUUUUUUGAGUUUAGGGUUUGUAUAGAUUGAUGAUUGGUUGGGAAAAAAAAGGAUAGAAAAUUAGAGGACUUAGUUGAUUUUUUUUUUUUUUUUUUUUUUUUUUGUGGUUAAAAUUCAUUACUUAAUGAAUUGUACUUUUUUCAUAGCAUUAUUUCUUUGGUGCAUUUAAUUUGAUAUGAAACAUUGAUGAGAGUCAAACUUAAAUUUAUUA